Molecule: messenger RNA, 1956 nt
Organism: Lepus europaeus (European hare)
Lineage: Eukaryota; Metazoa; Chordata; Mammalia; Lagomorpha; Leporidae
Product: eukaryotic translation initiation factor 4B-like
Molecular function (GO): RNA binding
Source: RefSeq, a predicted model, not a curated record
CAUUCUCUCUCCCUCUCCCAACAUGGCGGCCUCAGCAAAAAAGAAGAAUAAGAAGGGGAAGACUAUCUCCCUGAUGGACUUUCUGGCUGAGGAUGGGGACACUGGUGGAGGAAGCACCUACGUCCCCAAGCCAGUCAGCUGGGCUGAUGAAACGGACGACCUAGAAGGAGAUGUUUCCACCACUUGGCACAGCAACGAUGACGGCGCCUACAGGGUGCCCCCAAUUGACCGUUCCAUCCUUCCCACUGCUCCACGGGCUGCUCGGGAACCCAAUAUCGACCGGAGCCGUCUUCCCAAAUCACCACCCUACACUGCUUUUCUAGGGAACCUGCCCUAUGAUGUAACAGAAGACUCCAUUAAGGAAUUCUUUAGGGGAUUAAAUAUUAGUGCCGUGCAUUUACCACGUGAACCCAUCAAUCCAGAGAGGCUGAAAGGUUUUGGUUAUGCUGAGUUUGAAGACCUGGACUCCCUGCUCAGUUCCCUGAGUCUCAAUGAAGAGUCUUUAGGUAACAGGAGAAUUCGAGUGGAUGUUGCUGACCAAGCACAGGAUAAAGACAGGGACGAUCGUUCCUUUGGCCGAGACAGAAAUCGGGACUCCGACAAAACAGACACGGACUGGAGGGCCCGUCCCGCCACGGACAGCUUUGAUGACUACCCUCCUCGGAGAGGGGACGAUAGCUUCGGAGACAAGUAUCGGGAUCUUUACGAUUCAGACCGGUAUCGGGAUGUGUACCGGGACGGGUAUCGGGAUGGCCCACGCCGGAACACGGAUCGAUACGGGGGUCGGGAUCGCUGUGACGACCGGGGCAGCCGGGGCUACGAUCGGGGCUAUGACUCCAGGCUAGGCAGUGGCAGAAGAGCGUUUGGUAGUGGGUACCGCAGGGAUGACGACUACAGGGGAGGCGGGGACCGCUAUGAAGACCGCUAUGAGGACGACCGGCCGUGGGGCUCCAGAGACGAUUACUCCCGGGACGACUACAGGCGGGAGGACAGAGGUCCCCCCCAGAAACCCAAACUGAACCUGAAGCCUCGGAGUACGCCUAAGGAAGACGACUCCUCUGCUGGCACCUCGCAGUCCAGUCGGGCGGCUUCUCUCUUUGGAGGGGCAAAGCCUGUCGACACAGCUGCUAGAGAGAGAGAAGUCGAGGAGCGGCUGCAGAAGGAGCAGGAGAAACUGCAGCGCCAGCUGGACGAGCCCAAGCUGGAGCGGCGGCCCCGGGAGAGACACCCAAGCUGGCGAAGUGAAGAAACUCAGGGACAUGAGCGGUCAAGGACAGAAAGUGAGUCAUCACAGACUGGGACUGCAGCCGCUUCUGGCAGAAAUGCACGGAGGAUGGAGAGUGAGAAGUCUCUAGACAACAAGACCCUCAGUAAGGAGGAGGACUGUCACUCUCCAACUUCUAAGCCUCCCAAACCCCAUCAGCCUCUAAAGGUAAUGCCAGCCCCUCCACCAAAGGAGAAUGCUUGGGUGAAGCGAAGUUCUAACCCUCCUGCUCGGUCCCAGAGCUCAGACACAGAGCAGCAGUCCCCGACCAGUGGUGGCGGGAAAGCAGCCCCCACUCAGCCAGCCGAGGAGGGACCAGGAAGGAAAGAUGAGAACAAAAUGGAUGGGAUGAGUGGACCCAGAAGCCCGGCCGAGACCUCCGGCCGUGGUCCAGGAGAGGGCGGGAGCAGAGAGCACUGGAAGGAGUCAGACAGGAAAGAUGGCAAAAAGGAACAAGACGCCAGAUCUACACCUGAGCCAAAGAAACCUGAAGAAAGUCCAGCCUCCAACUUCAGUUGCAAGUACGCUGCUCUCUCCGUGGACGGUGAAGACGAGAACGAGGGGGAGGACGACGCUGAGUAGCCCUCGUGCCCCGUGCGCUCCUCACCUCCACCCCGGGACACUCAAGAGCAAGUCAAACCUCUAUCCAGCGAGACACAAUAAAACUCACCAUCUCCUGGAGACCUUUCUUA